Lemur catta (Ring-tailed lemur) is the source of this 3566-nucleotide messenger RNA. It is a transcript of the gene CCSER1, whose product is annotated as coiled-coil serine rich protein 1. The coding region runs from base 337 to 2568 and encodes 743 amino acids. NCBI's taxonomy places the organism in Eukaryota, Metazoa, Chordata, Mammalia, Primates, Lemuridae. The transcript has 10 exons. The record is from RefSeq and is a predicted model, not a curated record.
UCGCUCGGCUUCUCACCACAGCGAGUCGCGGACCUGUCGCCGACGCGCCUCCCUCUCUCCCCUCAGCAUGACUGACCGGGACGCGGCGGCUCCGGCAGAGCCGCUCUGCUGGCGCAGGCGGGAGCAGCAGGAUUGUUAAAUAACGCAGCUCGCCUCUGCGACCGGGCGUGGAGAGACGGAGCCACGACGGGGAGGGGGGCGGAGGCGGGGACCAGGAGGGACACCCCCGUGCCCCGAAGACGCGAGUCCCCGAGUGCCCGCGAGGAGCCUUCGCGAGCGGCGCGGAACCCUCCAGGCUGCUAAGUUGGCUAUCACAGCGCAAGCCUCGGAGUCCCGAUGGGGGACUCAGGAUCAAGACGAUCUACCUUGGUCUCCCGGUUGCCAAUAUUCAGAAGAAGUAUUAGCAGAAGACAUGAUUCUCUUCCUUCUUCACCUUCUUCCAGUAAUACAGUUGGUGUCCACAGUUCCUCUCCUUCCAGUACUAACUCAAGCUCAGGUAGUACAGGUAAACGCAGGAGCAUAUUCCGUACGCCUUCCAUUAGCUUUCACCAUAAGAAGGGGAGCGAGCCUAAGCAAGAACCUACCAGCCAGAACCUUAGUAUUUCAAAUGGUGCUCAGCCUGGUCACAGCAACAUGCAGAAACUGAAUUUGGAAGAACAUAUUAAAACCAGGGGAAGACAUUCUGUUGGUUUUAGUACUUCACGAAAUAAGAAGAUAACAAGAUCAUUGACAGAGGAUUUUGAAAGGGAAAAGGAGCACUCAACUAAUAAGAACGUCUUUAUAAACUGUCUGAGUUCUGGCAAAAGUGAGGGGGAUGAUUCUGGAUUCACAGAAGAACAAACUCGACGUUCUGUUAAGGCGUCAACAAGGAAGCUACUCCCUAAAUCUUUUUCAUCUCACUAUAAAUUUUCAAAGCCAGUUGUGCAGAGCCAAUCCAUUUCAUUGGUACAACAGUCCGAAUUCUCAUUGGAAAUCACACAGUACCAAGAGAGAGAACCUGUAUUGGUAAGAGCUUCUACACCGUGUUCUGUGGACGUAACAGAACGGGCCGGAAGCUCUUUGCAAUCUCCUCUGCUUUCUGCUGAUCUUACCACAGCUCAGACACCUUCAGAAUUUUUAGCCUUGACUGAAGAUUCUGUGUCUGAAACGGAUGCAUUUCCUAAAAGUGGAAGCAUGGCAUCCCACUGUGACAACUUUGGCCACAAUGAUUCUACCUCUCAGAUCUCUCCCAAUCCUGCUGCUGUUACAAAGACAACAAUAGAACUUAUGGGAACUGUUCCCUGUGCAAUUAUGUCUCCUGGGAAAUACAGGUUAGAAGGUCGAUGUAGCGCUGAAUCUAAUUCCUCACCAGAAACCUCUGCUGCUAAUCAGAAGGAAGUGUUAUUGCAAAUCAGUGAACUACCUGUUACGAAUAUGAGCAACUCAGAGACUAACCCACCAGCAGAUACUGAAAGAGAAGGAAAUAUGGGGUUACAAAAUGGUGAAACAAUGCUGGGGACAUGCUCCCCAAGAAAACUUGGGUUUUGUGAGCAACAUAAAGCAAUAGCUGAACGUGUUAAAGGGAUCCAUCCUAUUUCAGAUUCAAAGAUAAUACCCUACUGUGGUGAUCAUCAUAUUUUUAACAAAACAUCAUGUGGAUAUGAAGCAAAUCCUGCCAAAGUUCUUGCCAGUAGCCUCAGUCCGUAUCGUGAAGGAAGAUUUAUAGAGCAGCGACUGCGAUCCUCAUCAGAAGGAACUGCAGGGAGCAGCAGAAUGAUUUUGAAACCAAAAGAUGGAAAUGUAGAAGAAGUUAGUAGUUUAAGAAAGCAAAGAGCGGGCUCCUCAUCUUCAAAAAUGAACAGUAUGGAUGUUUUGAAUAAUUUGGGUUCUUGUGAACUGGAUGAAGAUGAUCUAAUGCUUGAUCUAGAAUUUUUAGAGGAACAGAAUCUUCAUCCUCCGGUUUGCCGGGAGGAUUCAUACCAUUCUGUAGUCUCAUGUGCUGCUGUAGUUCUCACUCCUAUGGAACCAACAAUAGAAAUGAAGAAAAGAGAAGAACCAAAAUUUCCUGAGCCUUCCAAACAGAACCUUUCCCUGAAAUUAACAAAAGACAUUGAUCAGGAAGCCAGGUGUUCCCAUAUCAGUCGAAUGCCCAGCAGUCCAUCUGCAGAUUGGCCCCUGCAAGGUGUGGAAGAAAACGGAGGCAUAGAUUCUCUGCCGUUCAGACUGAUGUUACAGGACUGCACAGCAGUCAAGACGUUAUUAUUAAAGAUGAAGAGAGUUCUUCAAGAGAGUGCAGAUAUGAGCCCAGCAAGCAGCACAACUUCACUUCCUGUUAGUCCUCUUACUGAAGAGCCAGUGCCUUUCAAGGAUAUAAUGAAAGAUGAAUGCUCCAUGCUCAAGCUGCAGCUGAAAGAGAAGGAUGAACUCAUUUCCCAACUUCAGGAAGAGCUGGAAAAAGUCCGGCAUUUACAGAAGGCUUUUGCCUCCAGAGUAGAUAAGUCCACACAGACUGAACUUCUAAGCUAUGAUGCCCUGUGGAAUCCUACAUGCACUGAAGGUUUAUUUAAAAUAGUACAUAAGCCAACCUAGGUUAAAUCAUUAUUUGACCAUAAGAAAUGCACCACUAAUCUGUGACAUGUUAAAUAUUGAGUAAAAUCAGUUUUUCCAUCAUUCCAUAUGUAACUGUUUCUCAGAGUAUGUAAUACAGAAAUGUUUUCAUUCCAAAUACUUGACAUAUUGUGCAUUUGAAAUCAAUCACAUAAAAUAUCGGUGAAUGAAGAUUCAGCUAACAUAUUUGUGCUUUAUUAUUGUAUUUUUAAAACAAAAUAGACUUUCAUUUAAAAAUUUUCUCUAUAUGCAAAUAUUCUAAAAUGUAAUAUUCCACUUGGCAGUACCAUUUUUUGUUCAGUCUUUUCGUCUAUAUCAUUUGUCACUCUGGUUAUAGUCUUCAUUUAAUUUCAUUACAUAGUCUAUGUGCAUUAGAUAAAUUUGAAUACAGUGCCUUUAGUUUCCUCCAUCUUAGUGGGACAGGUCCUAUGGAAGAACUAAAUUAUCUAUAACCUUUUCUCCCUUGCAUCAAGAUCAAAAGAUGAAAGCAGUAUGUCUUCAAAUAGAAUAAAUAAUGAAGUGUCUUAUUCUAACUACAGAAAGUAAAAUUCCUAUUGAUAUCCUUAAAUAGUUGAAGAAAGUUUACCGGAUAUUGACCUCAUAUUAAAGAAAGUUUCUUGAGUGUGUCAUAAAAGGAGACUUCUGUGUGUCCUGCUCAUUGCCUUCCUGUAAAAGCUCACUUUAAUUAUCAAAUGGCCGGGUGGCUCCAAGGCAUUCCUGAAUAUUGUAGUUGAUUGCAAGGAUAAGUGACAGAGGUAGACAGCUCAGAAGAAUGGCUCAGUGUUGUGCCAGGGGUCGGGGCAAUAGAAAAGCCAUAGAGCUAAGAAGAGGACAGCAGGUUUUAUCGAGUUCUCUAUAUUGUGCAAACAGGUAAUGAAGUAAUCAUGGUUAAUGGUGGUAACAUUCAGAAAUAUGUUAUAGAAUUUAUUAAAUUAUUUGAAUCAUUAUGUAACUAUAUAAUGUGAAUAAUAAAUGUUGGG